AUGACUCUGGGUGUCGAACUGCGAUGUAUAGCGGAGGUUUAUCCUCCAGCAGGGUCUCCCGAGCUGGAAGACGUUCGACGUUUCCGGUUCCCCGGAUGCCCAGCUAAGAGUAGGCUAUGCCGGAAGCACCACCGUCUGGCUGAUUCAGUCGCUAGGUGGCUCCCUGAUUCCUGUGGUGAAAGCUUGGCAGGGCCCUGGCAAGGCACUGUUAAUGUUUAG
This is a messenger RNA of Strongylus vulgaris, 219 nucleotides long. NCBI's taxonomy places the organism in Eukaryota, Metazoa, Nematoda, Chromadorea, Rhabditida, Strongylidae. The record is from the annotation of a GenBank genome assembly.